AUGACAUCAAACAGAAUAAGAAUUCAUGUAUACUUCGGCUCUCUCUGCAAAUCAGAAGUAAUUGACCAGAGCGUUCCGUUUGACAUUAGUUUCUCGAAGAUCUUGCUGAACUUGGGCAUCCCACCUGAAAAUCAUAACAAGUAUGUGAUGAAACUAACUAAUGGAGGUGUUGUGGAAAGAAGUGAAGUGCUUUACCACGAUGAUAGAGUUAUCAUAUUAAUCAGAGAUGAUAUAAUUCCCCUGCAAUAGCCGAGUUCAUAGCAAUAGACUUCAUCUUAAAACGUUAAAAGUGAGAUGAUGAAUCCAUAGAAUGUUGAUAUGACUCCUGAGCAGGCAAUAAAAGUUAAAAAGGAACUCGAGUCUAAUCAGGCUUUGCUUGAUGCUAUUAAUAGCAUUCACCUGAGAGACUUCAAUCAAAUAUUUAGAACUUAUAGACUUGCUCAUAUGGAAUAAAAUCAAAAACUAAAGAACGAAGUAAAUCACGAAAAAUCUUCUAAGCACCAUGAUAAGCAUAAGAAGUCAAAGCAUUCAGCUUUGAUCAAUAAUUUGGAGUCUCAGGAUUUGAAGCAUGAAAGAAUUCAGUAUAAGACACUUCUAAAGAAGCGUGUUAGAAGAGAUGAAGAAAAUGAAGAGUAAAUUAAAAUUGAGGAAAAUUUGGAUGAAUGCAAUGGAGGCAAACUCUGGUCAGAUUGCAACGUAGUCAGGAAAAUAGACUAUGAUAAUCUUGAGGUUCUGUUGUAUAAAAAUCAGAUAAAUGACUAUCAUCAGCUAAUAGAUCUAAUUAACAUAUGGGCAGUAAGUCUAGGUUUCCUAGUGAAGCUCAAGAGGUCUCCGAAACUAAAUGCAGAUGGAAGUCAAACUUUGAGGCUCUAUUGCUAGUCAUUUAAAAGAUCAGAGCCACUUGAUGGGGUUGAUAGGAAGACUUACAAUUAGAAUCCAAGUUGCCAUUUCGCUCUCACUUUUAAGCAAGACGAGAAGUCUGGCUGCUGGUUGAUGUAUUAAGAAUAUUUAUUGGAAUUUAUGAAGCAUAACCAUAAACUCGAAAAGCGAAGAUACGACUCAAUAAGAGAGUAUGUGAAAGAGUACCAUGACAAGGUAAAGUCACUUUCUGAACUAAAAGAGUUGAUUUAUGAUAAAUUUGGCAUGGAAUACACUCUGAAUCAGAUCACCUAUUUCAAAGGAAAAUGGACUGGGGAGGCUGUUGCUAUUGAUAAGGAGCAUUUUGAAAAUGAUAGCAUGAAUUUGCUUAGGUUACUUAAGAGGGGAAAUGAUGAUUUCCUAGAAGUAGAGUUUGACCCUAACGAUAAGAAUAAUAUUACCUAUCUGUUUUACUCUAGUGGAAAGAUGAAAGAGCAGUAUCUUAAGAAUAGUGAUGUGAUAUUUAUUAAUAAGAGAUUUAGCUAGAAUAGAUUCAAGAAGCCGUUGGUUAUGAUAUUCACAGUGAGUAACACUGGCAAGUCUGUGCUUUUGGCUAUUGUUUUAAUUGAAAAAGAGGAAACUUCUUAUUUCUAGAGAAUGGCUUAAUGCUUCUUAAAGCAUAUGAAUAACUCCUAGCCAGAGACAUGUAUCAUUGAAAGACAAUUAAAAUUGUACUAAGCUUUAAAUAAUACUAUGUAAAAGACCAAAGUUCUGUUUUGCUUUCAUCAUAUUUAGAAAACUUUCAAAGCUUAGUAUGCAUUCCUUGAAAGAGAGCGACCAGAAGAUUUCAUGAAGAUUUAAGAGCUUCCAAUUAUUGAAAAUGAGCAAAUAUUUGAGCAGCAAAUCUAAGAGGUUAAUAGAUUUAACUUUGCAAAUGAAUACUAUAAACUUAUCAUUCAUAAACUUAGCAUCGAAAAAAAGAUAUGGCCAAAGUGGGUACAUUUGAAGCAUUUUACUGGCGGUAUUUGUGCUACCCAGAGGAAUGAUCAAAUUAAAUUGUAUCUGAAGCCUGCACUUAAGAAAAAAGAAUGUGCUGUCUAAGAGGCACUAAAGAGGCUGUUGACUAUAGAUUAAAAAGAGUUUAAGCUCUCUAACGAGUUCUAAAAAGUAUCACCUAAGCAUGAGCAAAUUUUCAGAGUAGCACAUUUUCUCAAUUCUAAAGUAAAGGAGCACUACACGUUGUAUGCAUUCCAGAAAAUCAAAUGGAAUAUAGCUAAAGCAUUUAGAUUUGAAAUCAGAGAGGAAACAGAUGAUAACUUUAUAGUUUAACUAAAGCCAUCUAACAUGCCGAAUAAAAAGCCUUGGCAGCCAACCACGUUUUACAUUAGAAAGACAACAACUCCUUAAAACUUGAAAACAGGAACAUGCGAGUGCCAUGAAUUCUCCCACUCUGGGUUCCCAUGCGCUCAUCUUUGCUUGCUAAACUAUAAGAAUAAAAUAGAGCACAUGGACAUAGCAAGCAGGUGGUUAAAGACAGUUAAUGGCAGGUAAUAAAUCAGAGUUCAAGGUGAGGAGAAAUCUCACAAGAGAGCGGUUAGCGGUCUGGAGGAUAUAGAUUGCAAUCCAAGCAUUACCUAGUCAGUAAUGUGCGAAACCUAGAAUAAUUAAUUUAUUGAGUCUCAGAGUGUUGUCAAUAACAACUUCCCGACAACUCAAGACAUCAGAUCUCAGUUUAUCGUAUCAUAAUAGCAUUAGUUGCUAUAGAAGAGUGCGUAAAAAGUAAGGCAAUUCGGAGAACCUGCUUCUGAGGAUGAAGGCGACGAUGAUGAAUAGAGUCAAGCUACGUAGGAAGAUAAUAAAAAUGAAAAGAAAGCAUCUUAGUCUGAUAAUGAAGAUUUAGAUGUUACUAAAUUCCUGAGAAAGCCUAAGGAUAACUAUCAAAACUAGAUAGAAUCAGAUGAAAGUUCUUAAGAUAAGAUACCUCUAAGAACUGCAACUUCAGUUAGAAAAGAUAAUCAAACCUAGAAUAGCCAAUAGAGCUAGGCAAGUUAAUAAUUAAAUUAGGAUUAACAAGAAAAUCUUAAAAGUCAUGAUAAACCAUCAGAAGAGAAUUACUCCUAAGAAGAAUUAGAUACAGAUGAAGGAGAAUAAGAAGAGGAUGACAACGAUGAAAUCAGUGAAGUUUAAAAUGGAGGCUAAAAUGGCAAUAAUGAAGAUCAGACUUAAACUAUAAUUAAGCAGUUUAAGGCUUUAAUAUUGAACAAAAGCAAGCGGACCCUUAAGUCUAGUAGGAAAUUUAUGAAAUACAUGGUCAGAUAUCAAACAGUUAAUUAACAAUGA
Stylonychia lemnae is the source of this 3198-nucleotide messenger RNA. NCBI's taxonomy places the organism in Eukaryota, Ciliophora, Spirotrichea, Sporadotrichida, Oxytrichidae. The record is from the annotation of a GenBank genome assembly.